UUUCCCUCUCAGGUACCCAACUUCCCCCCCAACUCCCCCUCUCUCUCAACUUACGACUUUUCCUUUUCUUUUAUAUCCUGAAUUCUUUCUCCUUUUCUUUUUCUUGUUCCCCUCUUGAAAUUCUCUAUUAUUUUGAGGGAGUAUAAGAAGGCAAACUGGGAUGCUCGAAUUGUAGGCUGAAUUGGGUGUUUGAAGACUCCUCCUCUCGCUCUUUCUCUUUUCUUUUUGCUUUUUGUUUCCAGUUGAGUGUUUUUGUUAAGCUGCUUCAGAGGCCUCUUGGUUUUCAGCCGUUUUCUUAGUUGGAUUCCUCUCUCAAGGAUGGAGAAGCUUAAUUUUGUAAAGAAUGGUGUGCUUAGAUUGCCUCCUGGAUUCCGCUUUCAUCCUACGGAUGAAGAGUUAGUGGUUCAGUACUUAAGACGAAAGGUGCUUGCUUGGCCGUUGCCUGCCUCUAUCAUUCCUGAAGUUGAUGUUUGCAAAGCUGAUCCUUGGGAAUUGCCAGGUGAUUUGGAGCAAGAGAGGUAUUUUUUCAGCACUAGAGAAGCCAAGUAUCCCAAUGGGAAUAGAUCCAACCGAGCCACAGUCUCAGGUUAUUGGAAAGCAACCGGAAUUGACAAACAAAUUGUAACUUCUAGGAGCAACCAAGUUGUGGGCAUGAAGAAAACUCUGGUUUUUUAUAGAGGAAAGCCCCCACACGGAUCUAGGACCGAUUGGAUCAUGCAUGAAUAUCGCCUUGUUAGCGCUGAGACAGCAGCCUGCAAUGCCCCACAAAAGAAGAACCAAACUCAGAGCCAUGUGGUGCCAAUGGAAAAUUGGGUGCUGUGUCGCAUAUUUUUGAAGAAAAGAAGUGGUACUACUAAAAAUGAUGAUGAUAGCAUGCAAUCUUGCAACGAAAACGGAGCUCGUAAAGUAAGGACAAGCAGGCCUGUUUUCUAUGAUUUCCUGACCAAGGACAGGACUGACUUAAAUCUUGCCCCUUCUUCCUCGUCCUCUGGCUCUAGUGGGAUCACAGAAGUUUCCAAUAAUGACACAGAUGACCACGAAGAAAGCAGUAGUUGCAAUAGUUUUCCUUAUUUUAGAAGAAAACCUUAAAACCCACAAUUCACACUUGCUUUUCGUGCCUGUACCACUAGUUGUGCUUCUGAUCAGCCAAUCAGAAUAACCCCUUUAUCAAACAAAAGGAAGAAAAAAAAAAGAAGGAAAGAGAAAUCUAGUGUUUGGUAAUGUAAGUCUUUGCGUCUCUUUGUCUGUGAUUGUCACGCAACAGAAAGAGAUAUCAAGAGAAAGAAAGAAAGAAAGAUAGAAUUCGGCAUUAACUAUUAUAUGAAGAGCAAACUCUCUUAAACACUUCGUGCCCCUUUGUAAUGAAUCUCCGAAUUUCAAAAGUCCUCUUUUUGGCA
This is a messenger RNA of Theobroma umbraticum, 1397 nucleotides long. It is a transcript of the gene NAC083, whose product is annotated as NAC domain containing protein 83. Gene Ontology annotation, biological process: regulation of DNA-templated transcription. Lineage: Eukaryota; Viridiplantae; Streptophyta; Magnoliopsida; Malvales; Malvaceae. Gene Ontology annotation, molecular function: DNA binding. The record is from RefSeq and is a predicted model, not a curated record.